CGAGGGGACUCGGGAGCGGGAGGCAGCGCCGAGCCCGGCCAGCCCCGCUCCGCCAUGGCCCCGGCCCCCCCGCGCCGCCCCCGGCCCCGGCCGCUGCUGCCGCUGUUGCUGCCGUUGCUGCUGCUGCCGCCGUUACCGGGCGCUGCCUUUAACCUGGAGGCGUCGAGGCCCGUCGCCUUCCGCGGGGCCCCCGGGUCCCUCUUCGGUUUCGCGUUGGACUUUUACCUGCCCCGGCCCCGCAGCGUCAGCAUCCUGGUGGGUGCCCCCAAGGCCAACACGAGCCAGCCCAAUGUCACCCAGGGGGGGGCCGUCUACCACUGCCCUUGGCCCCCCGGUGACGACUGCACCCCCAUUGACUUCGACCACAUCGGGACCCGCACCCACGAUUUUGGGGGCAACAGCACGGAGACCCCCGACCCCGUCGAGUUCAAGUCCCUGCAGUGGUUCGGGGCCACAGUGCGGGCGCACAAUGCCUCCAUCCUGGCCUGCGCCCCACUGUACAGCUGGAGCCCCCCCAAGGAGGAGGGAGGGGGCCGGGAGCCGGUGGGCACUUGCUUCCUCUCCAUCGGCAACUUCUCCAAGUUCGUGGAGUAUGCACCGUGCCGCUCAGACUUGAACUCUGCGGCUGGGCAGGGCUACUGCCAGGGGGGCUUCAGCGCCGAGUUCACCCAGACGGGACGGGUGCUCCUGGGGGGGCCCGGCAGCUACUUCUGGCAAGGGCAGGUGAUGUCGGCGACGCAGGAGCAGAUCGCGGCCUCCAGCUACCCCGAGUACUUCAUCCAGGAGGUGGCCGGGCAGCUCCAGACCCGCCAGGCAGCCCCCACCCACGAUGACAGCUACAUGGGCUACUCGGUGGCGGUCGGCGAGUUCAGCGGGGACACGACGCAAGACUUUGUGGCCGGUGUCCCCAAGGGCAAUCUCACCUACGGCUACGUCACCAUCCUCAAUGGCACCAACAUGAAGUCCCUGUACAACUUCUCAGGGGAGCAGAUGGCAGCGUAUUUCGGCUACGCCGUGGCAGCCACGGACGUGAACAACGAUGGGCUGGCUGACCUGCUGGUGGGGGCCCCCCUCUUCAUGGCGCGGACAGGGGAGGGGCGGGUGCAGGAGGUGGGCAGGGUGUACCUGUACCUGCAGCUGCCGGGGGGGGCUCUGCCUGACCCCCCCCUAGCACCCACCCCCCCCUCCACGGCACCCACCCCCACCAUGGCACCCACCCCCGCCGUGGCCCUCACCGGGCCCCAGGAGUUUGGGCGUUUCGGCAGCGCCAUCGCCCCCCUGGGAGACCUUGACCUGGACGGCUUCAACGACGUGGCGGUGGGGGCCCCCCUGGGCGCCGAGGGCCGGCAGGGGCUGGUGUACAUCUACAGCGGGGGGGGGGCCGGGCUGCACCCCCACCCCGCCCAGGUGCUGCGGGGGCACUGGGCGCCCGGCCGGCACCCCGACUUCUUUGGAGCCGCCCUGCGCGGGGCCACCGACCUGGACGGCAACGGCUACCCGGGUUGA
Tyto alba (common barn owl) is the source of this 1506-nucleotide messenger RNA. RefSeq names its product integrin subunit alpha 5 (gene ITGA5). Bases 55 to 1506 code for a protein of 483 amino acids. Gene Ontology annotation, molecular function: integrin binding. Gene Ontology annotation, biological process: integrin-mediated signaling pathway; cell-cell adhesion; angiogenesis. The transcript is spliced from 14 exons. The record is from RefSeq and is a predicted model, not a curated record. Lineage: Eukaryota; Metazoa; Chordata; Aves; Strigiformes; Tytonidae. Gene Ontology annotation, cellular component: integrin complex; external side of plasma membrane.